AUGAAGAACAGCUUCGGUUUCUUUCUUCUUCUGUUUGGAGCUUUCUAUCAUGAUUGCCGAUGUCGACCAUUACAGAGUUGUGCCAUUAAAGAGGUAUCCGAGAACACUAGCAUCAAUGUGCACGUGUCUUGUAAGGAAGAAACAAUUCCAGAUAAAAUAUGUCACAAAGACAUCAUUUCCGGGCUGUGUGUCGCACCACCGGACUGUGCUUUGCGGAAUGUCCAAGUGAAGCGUCUCGGCAACAGUUUACGAGAAGUCUCUUGGACUGUUACCCACAACAGCACAGAGACGGGUGGAUAUUUGGUGGAGUACCCCGCGGACAUUGCUUGGUCGGACACGGUUUGCAAGAGUGUUAUCGUCAACUCAAACACUAAUUUUCAUGGGACGUUUUCGACGUCGUUCAGGAUAUCCAAUAACCUUACCCCCACAGUAAAGCCGUUGUGGAAAAUGCUGAAUAAAAAGGACAAUUUGCGUGGAACCAAUAUUCAGAACCCAAAUGCAACUUUUUUGAAAAUAUCGUUCGAGGUCUGGACAUCCACGAGUCAUAAAUACAAUAUAGAGCUCUGGGGCAGUAAUAACAAGUUCUUUCAAAGCAAAACAGUUGGGAAGAUAAGAAUUCUUGAUGAAAGUUGUAAUUGUGACUGCUUUAAUUCCAAACAUUGCAGCCGAUACCCGGAUUGGACGACAAGUAUCUUCCUGCACCCUUCAUCACCAGCUGAACAAGAACCAAAGAAGGACCAUUACUUACUUGUGAUUUUGGUUUUGGUUGUUAUUUUCACGCUAAUUUUGGCCAUUUUAGGGAUUGCAUUGCUGGUUGCUUGUCAGAAAACUAUGUCAGAGAAACAGUGGAACAAGAACUAUGAUUCAAACUACAAAAACGUCCUUUUGUAUGCUGCAAAAGAAAAUAAAUAUCACGUAAAUGCAGUGAUCAAUUUACAAAAUUAUAUCUCAAAUGUUUUUAAACGUCAUGUAAACUAUACAUUUAUAAAUCGUCAAGAUAUGAAUUGUCAACAGAAGUUUUCCUUCCCAGGGGGGACUUUGAAUGUUAUAAUUUUAUCUAAAUCACUCACGUGGUGUCUUCAAUACAUUAAAAACUUGCCGCUCAAGCAACGUAGGAAACUUAUUUUCGUGACAAUGGCGGUGGAUUGCGACAAAAAUUUUACUUACCCAGCCAAUAUUACCAUUUUUCAUCUCCACAAAGACAUUGGAACGUUUCACAGUUUUCUUUCCAAUCUCUUCCUGCAAAAUCAAACCAAGCAAGAUUUUACGAUUGCUGAAAACAGACGACGUUUAAAGGCUGCUUUGACGGACCUAAACAAAUUUCUUCGAAACAAUAGUCACACUUCUGGGACGUUCCAGACAAAAGCAUUGUUGACAAAGAGACCAGACAGCUCAUUUGACAGCAUCUCAAAGAUCUUGACAAUAUACAGGAAAAGGAAGACCUUCUGCAACAAGAGAAUGUUUGGUUUCCAAAUGACUUCAAACGGAUCAGAACACAUCGUCUUACCGGGCGAAUUUACGUUCACAGACGACGUCGACACGGCAUCCACACAGGAAGAACUACGUUCUUGUUUGGACUUGAAGGAAGACAGAAGUGAAGAGAAAAAGCACAAAAUAGAUUUAAAGGAGGGAAUGGCUCCGAUGUAUCUGACUAACACUAUGGACGAACACAGAUCUCCUCUUCUUUCUGGCUGGGAACAGAGAUCCGGGGAUAUUGAGGCCAUCAGUCUUGGUGGUAAAAGUGUUUAG
Molecule: messenger RNA, 1749 nt
Organism: Saccostrea echinata
Lineage: Eukaryota; Metazoa; Mollusca; Bivalvia; Ostreida; Ostreidae
Exons: 9
Coding region: 1-1749 (582 amino acids)
Source: RefSeq, a predicted model, not a curated record